GCGACUUGCAGAGAGCGUGCACACUUUCUCACUUCUCGCACGUUUUGUUCGGGGGGAACAACCAGGGGCUCCAGGGGAUCAGUCAGCGACCCAUUUCACCGCCGACCCUCAAAGAAAGGUACACCCUCCGCACCAUGGUGAACCAGGUCCAGCGGGUGGACGGCAGCUGGCAGACCAGCAAGAGCGAUUCCAGCGGGGCGAGCAACAGCGGCGAGAGCUCCAAGGAGAGUUCCCGGUGCUCCACCCCCUUGCUGGACGCCGACCGCUCGGAUCGGCUGCGGGAGAAGAUGCGCAAGAGGAUGGAGUCGGGAGAUCCCUGGUUCUCACUGGAGUUCUUCCCCCCUCGCACCAACAGUGGAGCUGUCAAUCUCAUCUCUAGGUUCGACCGCAUGGGCUCCGGGGGGCCCCUGUUCAUCGACAUCACCUGGCACCCGGCGGGAGACCCGGGCUCCAACAAGGAGACGUCCUCCAUGAUGAUCGCCAGCACGGCGGUCAACUACUGCGGCCUGGAGAGUGUCCUGCACCUGACCUGCUCUAACCAGAGCCAGGAGACCAUCACCGGCUACCUGACCAAGGCCAAGCAGCUGGGCCUGAAGAACAUCAUGGCUCUCCGGGGAGACCCAUUGGGAACCGACUGGGAGGACGAGGAGGAGGGCUUCAACUACGCCACUGACCUUGUCAAACACAUCCGCUCCGAGUUCGACGACUACUUCGACAUCUGCGUCGCCGGAUACCCCACAGGCCACCCUGAAGCCCAGAGCUACGCGGAGGACCUGCAGCACCUGAAGGAGAAGGUGGACGCGGGCGCUGACUUCAUCAUCACGCAGCUGUUCUUCCGCGCCGACACCUUCCUCAAGUUCCUGCGGGACUGCCGCGCCAUCGGCAUCACCGUCCCCAUCCUGCCGGGGGUCUUCCCCAUCCAGGGCUACCAGUCGCUGCGGCAGCUGGUGAAGCUGUCCAAGCUGGAGGUGCCGGAGGAGAUCAUGGAGGUGAUCGAGCCCAUCAAGGACAACGACGCGGCCAUCCGCAGCUACGGCAUCCACCAGGCGGUGGAGAUGUGCCGCGUGCUGCUGGACAGCGGGGUGGUGCCCGGCCUGCACUUCUACACGCUGAACCGUGAGGUGGCCACCACAGAGGUGCUGCGGCAGCUGGGCCUCUGGAUAGAAGACCCAAGACGGCCUCUUCCCUGGGCCACGAGCGCCAACCCCAAGCGGAAGGUGGAGGACGUGCGGCCCAUCUUCUGGGCCUCCAGACCCAAGAGCUACAUCUACCGCACCCAGGACUGGGACGACUUCCCCAACGGUCGAUGGGGUAACUCUUCGUCCCCGGCGUUCGGCGAGCUGAACGACUACUACCUGUUCUACCUCAAGAGCAAGUCGUCCAAAGACGCCCUGCUGAAGAUGUGGGGCGAGGAGCUGACCAGCGAGACCAGUGUCUUCGAGGUUUUCACCAGCUACAUCACGGCGCAGGUCAACCGCGGCGGGCACAAGGUGAUGUGUCUGCCGUGGAACGACGACGCGUUGGCCACGGAGACCAACCUGCUGAAGGACGAGCUGGAGAAGGUGAACCGCCGGGGUGUCCUGACCAUCAACUCCCAGCCCAACAUCAACGGGAAGCCCUCCUCGGACCCCAUCGCUGGCUGGGGCCCCGCCGGGGGCUAUGUCUUCCAAAAGGCCUACCUGGAGUUCUUCACCUCCAGUGAAAAUGUAACCGCGCUCCUCAAGGUGCUGAAGAAGUACGAGCCCCGCGUCAACUACCACAUCGUCAACGUGCAGGGCCAUAAUCUGACCAACGCCCAGGACAUGCAGCCCAACGCGGUCACCUGGGGGAUCUUCCCAGGGCGGGAGAUCGUCCAGCCCACCGUGGUGGACCCCGUCAGCUUCAUGUACUGGAAGGACGAGGCCUUCGCCCUGUGGAUCGAGCAGUGGGCCAAGCUGUACGAGGACGAGUCGCCCUCGCGCAUGAUCAUCAAGUACAUCCACGACAACUACUUCCUGGUCAACCUGGUGGACAACGACUUCCCGCUGGACAGCUGCCUGUGGCAGGUCCUGGACGACAUGUUUGAGCUGCUGGACGCGCCCCCCGAGGUGGUUGGGGACGGGGCUCUCGCGCCGGUCGCCCUUGGCGACGGGGCUCUCGCGCCGGUCGGCCUAGGCGACGGGGCCCUCGAGCCUGUGGUCGGUGACGGAGCCCCCCAGCCGCUCUCGGCUUCCCAAUAACGUUGGCACCUUUUCGUUACGUUGCAGCAUUACAUUAUUUAAGUUUUACGUUACAUUCGCGUGUUUAUACAACCGUUUCUUUUUGUCGGGAGGAAAGCUGGUCGGUGGAGGAACCGUUUUCAUCAUGGCGUUUACUUUCUUCGUGUAUGUUUUCACAGUUUUCUUUUUUAUUUGGGAGGAGACGGGCGCAGUGGUUGUACAACAAUACUGACGGAUCGUUGUUGUUUUUUUGUGUUUCGUUUUUAUUUAUUUUUUUUACCCCAGCCUUCGAUUUGUGCAAAGUUCUCAAUGCACGUAGUGCAUAAUAGUUUAGUUGUUCGUGACUAUAUAUAAAUAUAUCUCUAUCGUCUAUUCAAAAAAUAUAUUUUUAAGUACCAUGGGAUGGAUUAAAUUGUAUCUCGAAAUGUAAAUAACGCCACAACGGCUCAGCAUCUAAACUUGGCAACGAAAACCACAUUCAGAAGGCGCUUUAUUAAUUAGCUUCUACUCAUCUAAGUGUCAUUUUUAAAGCUUGAAAUUUAAAUAAGCUUAAACCAAGGGAUAACUUAAUGACAUCAAUCAGAUCAACCAUAUAUAUAUUUUUGUAAAGGUUUACAGAUGGUUUGAUGAGCUAAGACGCACUCCAUUUGUGAGGGAGGCGGCUUGAUGUCCUCAUAGGUUAUUUCACCCCCAAUUAUGUUUUGCUGUAAAGAAACUUGAAGUACUAGAGAAAGUGUUUUCUAUUUUGUAAAGACCUAAUCAAGCUACAUUUUCAUAUUUGUUUGUUUUUUAAGUAUUUUUUAAAAGAUGACUCUGAGGAAAUGCUGUUUUAGAUGAUGUUUAAGUGUGUGUACGUCCAGAAAGACUGAACGUUGAGCUGAUUGUUGUUACUAGAAACCAAUUUCUAAAGUGUCUCACUCCAACAUUUAGGACACUAUUGGCAGUUCUUGUAAAGUCUACCAUAGUCAAAACAAGAAUUGAUCGCCUACAGAUGACAAUGUAGGUGAGCCAGUUGGGAAAUGACAAACAUCAAACUACAUUGAGUACGACCACUAAACGACACAACGAAACCCAACACGUACUGAAAGUUUUGGAAAACCAUUUUGUGAUUUGAAUAUAGACGAUGGGACUAAAAGGCCAUCUCAGUAAGGGUAUUCUGCACGGUACUGCCAAGCAGUAGUGCAAGACCAGGGGGAAAUAUGUCCCCUAAGACACUGGGACAUUUAUCAUCCCUGUCACCACUGUCCAUCCCUCUCUAAGAGAAGCACCUAUCUAUUGGGGGUCAGGGCGGCCCUGCUAUUUUUAUUUUUUUUCAAUUUUCUAGAUGGAAGGAGAGGAGAGAUAAAGGGGAAAGGUGCUAAAUGUCAUCGUUAUCGAGUGGCACAGCAUAUUGACACGCAACAUUUUGAGUGGGUGCCAGUGUGCUUAGUGGGCUUGCUUCAUCACAGCUAACACUGCAGGAGGAAUUACCAUCUAAACCUGUUUUGUUUAUUGGACCGCAGGCAGGCUGAUGUAACACUCUGACGUUGAUGUGAAAUGUUGGGAGAGUCACAGCUGGUGCAUGUAUGUGUGGUGGGGGAAGGUGAUGUUUUAUUU
Molecule: messenger RNA, 3794 nt
Organism: Gadus macrocephalus (Pacific cod)
Lineage: Eukaryota; Metazoa; Chordata; Actinopteri; Gadiformes; Gadidae
Gene: mthfr
Product: methylenetetrahydrofolate reductase (NAD(P)H)
Exons: 12
Coding region: 135-2219 (694 amino acids)
Biological process (GO): tetrahydrofolate interconversion
Cellular component (GO): cytosol
Molecular function (GO): FAD binding; methylenetetrahydrofolate reductase [NAD(P)H] activity
Source: RefSeq, a predicted model, not a curated record